CCUGUCCCUCGCCUCCCAGGUUUGCUAUUUGAACCUCUUUCAUCGCCCCUCGACAAAGGGUUUCAGGAGACCUUUUCAGUCCACAACUGCACUUCGUCGCACCCUUUCGUUGUGCGACGAGACUGAACUUCCAUCGACCCAAUUGACCAUCGCGCCCACUAUGGAAGCCAUCAAGCAGACUUUCCAGCGCUGCAAGGCGCAGAACCGAGCCGCGUUGGUUACAUAUGUCACGGCUGGUUUCCCCACGGCCGAGCUCACCCCAAAUGUGCUCCUUUCCAUGGAGAAGGGCGGGGCCGACAUCAUUGAGCUUGGUGUGCCCUUCACUGACCCCAUUGCCGACGGCCCAACCAUUCAGACUGCCAACACCGUUGCCCUUCAAAAUGGCGUCACGAUUGGGUCGACCCUGCAGAUGGUCCGCGAUGCGCGCAAGCUCGGCCUGCGCGCUCCCAUCCUGCUGAUGGGCUACUACAACCCCCUGCUGAGCUACGGAGAGGAGCGCCUUAUGAAGGACUGCAUCGAAGCCGGCGUUAAUGGGUUCAUUGUUGUUGAUUUGCCGCCUGAGGAGGCUAUGUCCUUCCGCAAGUUCUGCUCUCGUGGCGGUCUUUCCUACGUGCCUUUGAUUGCUCCGGCGACCUCGGACGCUCGAAUGCGCCUCCUCUGCCAGCUGGCCGACUCGUUCAUCUACGUGGUCUCCCGCCAGGGCGUGACGGGCGCCCUUGGCACGCUCAACGCCAAUCUUCCCGAACUCUUGGCCCGCGUCAAGAAGUACAGCGGCGACAAGCCUGCGGCGGUUGGCUUUGGGGUUAGCACCCGCGACCACUUUGUCUCGGUAGCCCACAUUGCCGACGGUGUCGUGGUUGGCUCUAUGAUUGUCACCACGCUCCAGACGGCCAACAAGGGCGAGGAGUGCAAGGCAGUCCGGGAGUUCUGCUCCUACCUUUGUGGUCGCACCACCUCAGCCGAAGAGGAGGCCACCCGUGAAGUCGGCAUUGUCGAGGCUGUCUCCGCGGCCAAGGAACCCAACGGCACUGUCCACGUGGAUGGCGUCGUCAGGGAUACCGAUGAUGAUCUUGUCGCCCAGUUGUCGGCCAUGCAUAGCAAGAUCACGGACCGCUUCGGCGAGUUUGGCGGUCAGUACGUGCCCGAGUCGCUGAUGGAUUGCCUGUCGGAGCUCGAGGAGGGCUUCAACAAGAUCAAGGACGACCCUGCCUUCUGGGAGGAGUACCGCUCUUACUACCCCUGGAUGGGCCGCCCCGGCCAUCUGCACAAGGCAGAGCGGCUGACCGAGUAUGCCGGUGGUGCCAAUAUCUGGCUGAAGCGCGAGGAUCUCAACCACACGGGAUCCCACAAGAUAAACAAUGCCCUGGGCCAGCUUCUCCUCGCCCGCCGUCUCGGCAAGACCAAGAUCAUCGCCGAGACGGGUGCCGGCCAGCACGGUGUCGCCACAGCCACCGUGUGCGCUAAGUUUGGCAUGGAGUGCACCGUUUACAUGGGCGCCGAAGAUGUCCGGCGUCAGGCCCUCAACGUCUUCCGCAUGAAGCUCCUCGGUGCCAAGGUUGUCGCUGUCGAGGCCGGCAGCCGCACUCUCCGCGACGCCGUCAACGAAGCUCUCCGCGCCUGGGUUGUCAACCUCGAGGACACCCACUACAUCAUUGGUUCGGCCAUUGGCCCGCACCCGUUCCCUACCAUUGUCCGCACCUUCCAGUCGGUCAUUGGUAACGAGACGAAGGCGCAGAUGCUCGAGAAGCGUGGCAAGCUCCCGGAUGCUGUGGUGGCGUGCGUUGGCGGCGGUAGUAACGCCGUCGGCAUGUUCUAUCCCUUCAGCAACGAGCCGAGCGUCAAGCUUCUCGGGGUAGAGGCCGGUGGCGACGGCAUCGAGACGUCCCGCCACAGCGCGACGCUCACGGGUGGUACCAAGGGCGUGCUCCACGGUGUACGCACGUACAUCCUGCAGGACGAGCACGGCCAGAUCAACGAUACGCACUCCGUCUCGGCGGGCCUCGACUACCCCGGCGUGGGCCCGGAACUGGCCCACUGGAAGGACAUGGAGCGCGCUUCGUUCAUCGCUGCCACCGACGCUCAGGCCUUUGUGGGCUUCCGGCUCAUGAGCCAGCUCGAGGGCAUCAUUCCCGCCCUCGAGUCUUCGCACGGCAUCUACGGUGCCAUUGAGCUGGCCAAGACCAUGGACAAGGACCAGGAUGUGGUCAUCUGCCUGAGCGGUCGCGGUGACAAGGAUGUGCAGAGCGUUGCUGACGAGCUGCCCAAGCUGGGGCCUCAGAUCGGCUGGGACCUACGCUUCUGAGCAGUUGUCAUGGGAUGUGAGGGCAAUCUGGUGUCUGUUGAUUUGUCUUGAGCACGCCUAUGACCCUCAUGCCUAGCCAGGCGAUGUCACGGUAGCAUAGACUCUUCAUAGAGGUUUGAUAGAUUACAGUAUUUCUAGUGCGUUGCUGUCGAACGGUGCCACGCCGAGAGUAUGACUAUGCACGGGAAUGCUGCGAGAGUUUUCACACAUC
Molecule: messenger RNA, 2513 nt
Organism: Parathielavia appendiculata
Lineage: Eukaryota; Fungi; Ascomycota; Sordariomycetes; Sordariales; Chaetomiaceae
Product: tryptophan synthase
Exons: 4
Coding region: 161-2302 (713 amino acids)
Biological process (GO): L-tryptophan biosynthetic process
Cellular component (GO): cytoplasm
Molecular function (GO): tryptophan synthase activity
Source: RefSeq, a predicted model, not a curated record